Sceloporus undulatus (fence lizard) is the source of this 2898-nucleotide messenger RNA. RefSeq lists its product as uncharacterized. The coding region runs from base 1865 to 2638 and encodes 257 amino acids. The transcript has 7 exons. NCBI's taxonomy places the organism in Eukaryota, Metazoa, Chordata, Lepidosauria, Squamata, Phrynosomatidae. Gene Ontology annotation, biological process: regulation of cell differentiation. The record is from RefSeq and is a predicted model, not a curated record. Gene Ontology annotation, cellular component: membrane.
UGUGCGCGUGCACAGCAUACUUUUCAUAGAACAACAACUUGGAGCAGGGCCUCUGGGGUGGAGUAGGGAGGGAUGAGGCCAGGAGUGUGUGACUUGCUCAUCAGAAGACCCAAACAUCAGAAGAAGCUUCAGUGAAUAGCACAAGCAAUGAAGGAAAGGAAGAGGCCCCAAUUUUGCCCCAAUCAAGGCCCAAGAUCAAGUAAGAAAUACAUUUCUGCCAAAGAUUAUGACACCCUCACCAGCCAAAGCUAAGGAAAAGACCAAAAAGGAGAGAGAAGAAUGUCCUCCUAUCAAUGCUCAGGCACAGUAUUGUGACAUAGAUUGUAACAGCCUUGCCAUGGCAUAAAAGGGAAGUUAUGAUAGAUGAUUUUGCUAUAAAUCCAAUGAAGAUUGGGAUUACACACCGUGCACAUCACAGCUCUCACACAGGAACGGCUCCUAAAGAAGGAACCCAUGGCGCCAAAAUAAAUUGUAAUAUAAAACAACAGUAGAUGGGAGACUCAUCCAAUGCAACACUAUCUAAUUGAUUCUAGCAAACCACAAAAUACUGCCAUCCCCCGUUAUUGUGUGAGAUGAGAGAAAAAAGGGAUGACUGGAGAGAAAAGACGCAAAGAGAGGCAUCAUGAAGAGAACAUCGGAAGAAGUGAGGAAACAGAAAAGCUUUUUUCCUUCCCUCAAGAAACAUCAAGUCACUUUCAGGCCAAAAUGUUGGCUUCCAGAAAUCAUUCCGCAUGCCCAGAUUCCCACCCACUCCAAAAAUGUGAAGCGUCAGAGCAGCAUAGAAGGGUGAAUUUUCCACGUGUGAGAAAGCAAGGGAAUGUAAUAGAUGUCUCCAAUCCCAGUAUAACUUUCCUUUGAUAAGCAGUAGAUGGGAGACUCAUCCAACGCAAGAUUUCCUGAUUGACCCCAAGAAACCAAACAAUUGUCAUCAUUCAGAGGUUUCCCCCAAUAUAUCAUCUGAUGAGACUGAAAGGCCUGGGUCUUUCCAAAGAGGACAUUGCUGCCCUAGAAAAGGGAGAGUGGGUAAGAAAUACACCUUCAUCAUCGUCACCAUCUCCUCCUCUCAAAAUGUAUGUGCUUUUCUCAAGUCAAGCAAUGGAAGAAAUAUUUGUCCCCAUUUCUUUCCCAAUGCUUUCAGAGAACAGACUCCUGGCAAGGAUUCCUAACAUUUUGCAGGAAUUAUCCUGUGCAGAAAUAAGCAUGGUUUCUCUAUGCAAAAAAAGUCCACGCAAACAAUAAAUUGUUUAAACAAUGUGUGUGUAUGUGUUUCUUUUUGUGUGCAGAGAAACGAUGUGCAUUUUAUGGGAAAUGGUAAUUCUGCAUUAAUAUGUGUUUUGAAUCCAAACAGUAUCCAAGAGGGGGAUAGACUGGAGGCAGAGUGGAAACACCAGAUUGAAAACGAAAUAGUGCCUGAUGCACUAUUCACCAAAGUCACAAGACCCCUGGCAGCUAUGGCCAUACUCUCUUGCCCCAAAACCUUUCCUGUCAGAUUCCUGGAUUGUCAAAGUUGGGCCACAUUUGGGACUAGUUUCUGCCCUGACCCAGAGUCCACAGGCCAGAGCUGAAGGCUCCCCGGAGAGACAUGUUAAACGUUUGCAAAGUGCCGGAAUCGAAAUCUGCCCAACAGAGAGAAAGAGAGAGAAGAGAAGGGAAGAGAAGAGGGAGGCAGGCCUGGUCCAUGGUCAGUGGAGGAAGGAUGCUGAAGAUGCUGGGCCCUGAUUGGCUGAGAGGGAUGCAGGCGCCAGGGAUGCUCCACUGGCAGAAGGGAUGCUCAGGGAUUAUCAGAGCAUCUGCCUAGUUCUGAGCAACGCUUUCCCAGAUCCCAUGCCGCCGUCCUCUCUGAUGGAAGGGUCCCGGCGGAGGGAUGAGCUCCACGGGGAUCCACCGGGGUUUCCUCCGCAAAUACGGAGGCUUCCUCUUUAAGCAGUGGAAGGAGAAAUUCCUCGUCCUCUCGGUGGACGGCAGCCUUCUCGUCUGUCCAGACGCUGACUCUCCAGCUGAGCUUGGCAUCGCCUUGAGCACCAACUGUGAUGCCAUCCUGGAGGGCAGCCAGAUCUGCAACCUGCCACGGCUUCCAUUGGGUGCCCAGAGAGACAGCUGCUUGGGACUUCGCCUCAAUGAUGGGAAGGUCUUGCUCCUCCUGGCUCCGGACAGCCAAGAAUGCAGACAGUGGCUCAACGUCCUGAGAAAAGUCAAAGAGAGUUUUUCCCUAGGCUCUCCCUCCCGUUGCAAACUCCAUAUCAACUCCCCAGUGAGAAGACGCUGCAGGAAAGGAGGAAGCGGUGACAGCAGCAACAGCAACGGAGGGUCUCCCAGCAGCACCGAAAGGCAAGAAGCAACCCAGGCAAGCUUCUGCCAGGAGGUUUGCUCUCCUCAUUGCCUGCGCCAUGGAUCCCCGUCCCGCCCGGGUGUGAAAGCGGCAUGCAUUCUGGUGGGGGGAGCUGCGGCCGGCCCCACCAUAGGCUACAUGGUCACUUCGGCCACCGCUGGACACCCGACAGAGUCACACCCUCCGGACUUCAAAGAACUGGGUUACCACCCUUCUGCCUGUGACUCUGAGAUGCAAUACGAAGCUCUGGACUAUGAGGGGCUUGACCAGGACUUUGACAUGCUGGACUUUGGGGGGUUUGCCUUCUAGGUGCUGUCCUCAAUCCCAAAUCUAAAAGGGCUCCACGACCCACUGACGUCGACGCCUGGCAUUGAAAGGGCCAUCCUCACCACUUGGUACAUAGGGGACUAUUCCCCAAAAUCUUCACCAGCAGUUUCUUGCCAAUUUUCUUCUGAGAUAACAUUUCUGCUGUGCGUUUUGUAUCUUUGAUCUCUAUUUUUGGUGGGAUAAAGGGGCUAGUCAAUUUUGUUCUCUUUUUCCUCUUGUUUUGCAUUCAAUAAAGUCUUUUU